Molecule: messenger RNA, 459 nt
Organism: Aaosphaeria arxii CBS 175.79
Lineage: Eukaryota; Fungi; Ascomycota; Dothideomycetes; Pleosporales
Exons: 1
Coding region: 1-459 (152 amino acids)
Biological process (GO): regulation of transcription by RNA polymerase II
Cellular component (GO): mediator complex
Molecular function (GO): transcription coregulator activity
Source: RefSeq, a predicted model, not a curated record
AUGUCCGGUCCGGUGACUCCGCUCGCGCCCACCUCUGCGCGCACAUCUCUACCUCCUACGGGCUCUGCGACACCCGCCUUACCACCCCAACCCCCGGCAUCUGCUCUCCCUCCUCCAGCUACCUUCGAUAUCCUUCCUGACCUCCAUAAGCUGCUCACUCGGCUUAUGAACACCGCUGCGCAACCGCCAGCUCCAACACCUACCCCGAGCCAGCCCGCCGAUGAAGAUGGUCCUCUCGACCCAAAGAACCUCACCAACGAAGCCCAGAAGUUGAGGAGCAAGAUAUAUAGAGCACAACGUGCCGUCAUGGCCCUGCCUGAUAUCGAUCGCACCACUGAGGAUCAGGAGGAAGAGAUCCAAGACCUCGAGGAGCGCAUUGCCCGCCUAAAGACCGUUCUGCAGGGCCUAGGGCAACCUAAUGGCAAAGCAGAGGACGGCGACACGAGUAUGACGGGUUGA